UGUAAAACGUUGCCUUUGCAAAUCAUGUCUUUCACUCGCCUUGCCCUUCGCAGUGUGACUCGUGCACGACCCGUGCUUGCGUCGUCCUCGAGACAGACCUGGGUAUCUCGUGCGAACUACUCGGCAGCAGCAGGGUUGUCGAAGGAAACCAUACAGACACGCGUACUGGACGUACUAAAGGGCUUCGAGAAAGUGGACGCAGCCAAGCUCACAACUUCGUCUUCAUUCACGGAUCAUCUCGGGCUCGACAGCUUAGACGCAGUUGAGGUGGUUAUGGCGGUAGAGGAGGAGUUUGCCAUUGAGAUUCCGGAUGCGGAAGCCGAUGAGAUAAAAACCGUACAGCAAGCUAUCGACUAUAUUGCAAAGACACCAGAAGCUCAGUGAGGGAUUGGUAGCACAGUCAUUAGCCAGCUCCUUUACGCGCCCCUACUCAUUUAUACAACUGCAUUUUUUUCUA
Messenger RNA from Suillus discolor, 457 nucleotides. RefSeq names its product acyl carrier protein. Gene Ontology annotation, cellular component: mitochondrion. Bases 25 to 384 code for a protein of 119 amino acids. The record is from RefSeq and is a predicted model, not a curated record. NCBI's taxonomy places the organism in Eukaryota, Fungi, Basidiomycota, Agaricomycetes, Boletales, Suillaceae. The transcript is spliced from 5 exons. Gene Ontology annotation, biological process: fatty acid biosynthetic process. Gene Ontology annotation, molecular function: acyl binding; acyl carrier activity.